Molecule: messenger RNA, 1245 nt
Organism: Ectocarpus sp. CCAP 1310/34
Lineage: Eukaryota; Phaeophyceae; Ectocarpales; Ectocarpaceae
Source: the annotation of a GenBank genome assembly
AUGCAGUCUACCCGAAAGAAUGUCGAAACAACUACUGCGAAGCACCGCGGACCCGGUGCAGUUGACAACAAGCGCAAUAGCCAUUCCGUGCGCUGCAAGACGGCCGGUGUUCACGGACUCGUUUACUGGCGAGACCUAUGCUCCCUCCUCUACUCAAAACGCACAUGUAUCUGGUGUAAAAAAUGGAGCCGAAACAAGUCCCCACUACGACAUUCAAAGGCGCUCCCACCCUUGUCCUCUACAGGUCUGCAGAACGAAGUGUGGAAAGUGAAUGGGAGCGGGCGUUCGGUCGGCGAAAGGUGGGACACCUGCUGGAAGACUCUCAACCACGAGCCCUUGGUCAGGAUGUUCAAGGAUAAGACGUCCAAAAAUUUCAAGUCGUGCUACGACAAGAUCGUUGACGACCAGAGCAAGAGCGAUGGUAAAGCCCUGCGGGACUCCGGAGCCGGCACUGCUGAGAGUGGCUCGGAGGACGACGUAGAGAAGAAUACCAAGGUCCAGCUGGACAAAGUUCUGACCGCGAUAGUGGACGCGAAGGCUGCCGCGAGGCAGGACUUGGAGGAGACCGAGCACAAGAAAGCCGACGAGGCGGCCUCGCAUCCGCGAUGGGGAUGUGGGCCAUCAACCAGGGCAACGCCCGAUGCGGGCCGGGCGCGAAGGCGACAUCAUUCGAAGAAGCUGUUGCUGCCGACAACAUCGCGUUGGGUUCCCGCUCCGGUGCAGCGGCCGGUGGCCGUGCGUCGGGCGAGUCCGGCCAGCAGCAUCGGGGGGGCGAGGCCCGCGUCGGAGGCUUUGGCGGGUGGCGCUGCCAGCGGUCGAUCGAGCCCGACCAUGAGUACGGGCGGGCUAGACGAUGACUUAUCGCCCGCGGGGAGCGAGCCAUCGAGGAAGGUUCCACCGCUUGGCGAAUUGGUGAAGCACAUGGGGUCGCUGAGCAUUCCGACGCUUGUGCAAAGUGCCGGGGUCACCACGGAGGAGGCAGACUACUUCCUCAACACGGGCUUCACGGCCGACGAAGUUCAGCCGGAAAGGGCCGUGGCCAUGAUGACGGUACUACUCGACAAAAGGCUUAGUCUCCAGCGCGACGGAGACAGCGUCCAGGACUACAUGGAUGAUCUUGGUGAAGAGGAUAUGCAGCUGCCCGGGUUUGAUAGGUUGACGAGUCGGUCAUGCUGCUCGAGCUCUACGGCGUGGAAAUGAUGGACUUCCGCAGCCUGCCGGAAUCGAAUUGAUUUCACAGCGGAU